This is a messenger RNA of Opisthocomus hoazin, 2300 nucleotides long. Lineage: Eukaryota; Metazoa; Chordata; Aves; Opisthocomiformes; Opisthocomidae. The record is from RefSeq and is a predicted model, not a curated record.
AUGCAGAGUUCAGAGGGUGGAUCAGACUCGGCAGCUUCGGUGGCACUUCACACUUCUGCAUCAGCCCAAGCUCCGGUAGUGCAGCCAGUGCCAGCGUCUCAGCAGAGGGUUUUGGUCCAAGCAGCAGGCUCCGCUCCCAAAGGAGCGCAGAGCUCCUUAGAAAAAUCCAAGCUCUUGGUGAAAGAGUCGUGUGCAAUUAGAGGACUGAAGAUCACUGUGCAAUCUGUGCAGCAUGUAUAUCCAUCCCAGGUCCAGUAUGUGGAAGGAGGAGAAGCUGUUUAUACCAAUGGAACCAUACGAGCCGCCUACUCCUACAACACCGAAGCUCAGAUUUACGCCCCCAGCAGCACAGCAUCCUAUUUCGAACCGCAGGGAGGUGGAGCUCAGGUGACUACAGCGGCAUCCUCUCCUACAGCCAUUCCCUCUCACAACAUGGUGGGCAUCACCAUGGACAUUGGGGGAAGUCCGAUCCUCUCCGGCUCGGGAGCCUAUCUCAUUCAUGGGGGGAUGGAAAACACUAGACAUUCUCUGUCACAUACUUCACGCUCCUCUCCAGCAACGCUUGAAAUGGCGAUUGAAAACCUACAAAAAAAUGAAGGGAUUACAUCACACAAAAGCAGUUUGCUCAACAGUCAUCUCCAGUGGUUGCUGGAUAACUACGAGACGGCGGAAGGCGUCAGCCUUCCCAGGAGCUCUCUCUACAACCAUUACCUGCGGCACUGCCAGGAGCACAAACUGGAUCCGGUGAACGCCGCUUCCUUCGGAAAACUGAUCCGUUCGGUGUUCAUGGGGCUGAGGACUCGCCGCCUGGGAACCAGGGGAAACUCCAAGUAUCAUUAUUACGGGAUCCGUCUAAAACCGGAGUCUCCGCUGAACCGCAGCGUCUUGGAGCUCGCUAGCAGUGCCCUCGACGCUGCCACAGACAAGGCCACGCUCUUUAGGUAUAGACCAGCGCAGAAGAUGGACGGCAUGGCAGAGAGCGGGUCCAACAGCAACCCGCACACUACGCCGGAGCAAUCGGUUGCUGCUCAGAGUCAACAUCAUCAGCAGUUCAUAGACGUAACCCACGUCUUUCCUGAGUUCCCAGCCCCUGAUCUAGGGAACGUCCUCCUGCAAGAAGGGGUCACCAUGAAUGACGUGAAAACUCUGCAGCUUCUUUACAGGCGGCACUGCGAGGCGACUUUGGAUGUUGUAAUGAAUCUUCAGUUUCAUUAUAUUGAGAAACUGUGGCAGUCCUUCUGGAGUCCUAAAACACCAUCUAGUGAUGGCUCUACUGCCCUGCCAGCCAGCGAAGAAGAACACGAAGGAACCCUCCCGAAAGACAAGCUGAUCACUCUGUGCAAAUACGAACCCAUCCUCAAAUGGAUGAGAAGCUGUGACCACAUCUUGUACCAGGCCCUGGUGGAGAUUCUCAUCCCAGAUGUGCUCAGGCCAGUGCCCAGCACGCUUACACAGGCGAUUCGUAAUUUUGCCAAGAGUUUGGAAGGGUGGCUGAUGAAUGCAAUGAGUGAAUUCCCCCCCCAGAUUGUCCAGACCAAGGUCGGGGUAGUGAGUGCCUUUGCGCAGACCUUACGGAGAUACACGUCCCUGAACCACCUGGCUCAGGCCGCCCGCGCGGUGCUGCAGAACACGUCCCAGAUAAACCAGAUGCUCAGCGAUCUCAAUCGGGUCGACUUCGCCAACGUGCAGGAGCAAGCCUCGUGGGUGUGCCAGUGUGAGGAAGGCAUGGUACAGAAGCUGGAGCAGGAUUUCAAGCUCACUCUGCAGCAGCAGAGUUCUCUGGACCAGUGGGCGAGUUGGCUGGAUAAUGUUGUUACUCAAGUUCUGAAGCAUCAUGAGGGCAGUCCCAGCUUCCCCAAAGCAGCCAGGCAGUUCCUGUUGAAAUGGUCUUUCUAUAGCUCCAUGGUGAUCCGUGACCUCACCUUGCGCAGUGCUGCCAGCUUUGGUUCCUUCCACCUGAUUCGCCUGCUCUACGAUGAAUACAUGUUUUAUCUGGUGGAGCAUCGUGUCGCCCAGGCAACAGGGGAGACACCGAUUGCUGUAAUGGGAGAGUUUGGUGACCUCACAUCCCUGUCCCCAACACUGCUGGACAAAGAUGACAUUAGUGACCUGGGCAGCGAGGUGGACACGGAUGCCCGGAGCAUGGGGGAGCCGCUGGUGAAGCGGGAACGCAGCGACCCCGGCCACUCGCUGCCGGAGAUCUGAAACGGGGACUAUCUGAAACGGGGACUCGGCUUUUCUCCGGCUGGACGAAGACCUCCAGAGCCAGGUUUGACGGUCGCAAGCCUGAGUCUCCCCGU